This is a messenger RNA of Acyrthosiphon pisum (pea aphid), 4088 nucleotides long. RefSeq lists its product as uncharacterized. NCBI's taxonomy places the organism in Eukaryota, Metazoa, Arthropoda, Insecta, Hemiptera, Aphididae. Gene Ontology annotation, molecular function: glutathione gamma-glutamate hydrolase. The record is from RefSeq and is a predicted model, not a curated record. The transcript has 21 exons. Gene Ontology annotation, biological process: glutathione catabolic process. Gene Ontology annotation, cellular component: plasma membrane. The coding region runs from base 240 to 3995 and encodes 1251 amino acids.
CGGAAAUAUGAAUAUGAAUCUCAUUAUUAUAAAUUACCCGAUUGAACUAAACCCAGUAUUAUAUGUUAGAGCACCGACAUCGGUUCCAUUUAUUAUUAUUGUUGUUUUUCAGAUUAUUAUAUUUGUUCUACCAAUACGCUCAGAAGAAUACAAAGUAGUGCAGUUACCACACGUUUGUUCUUAUUGCUUUUAACUUGUAGUUACCAAAUUGAUGUCAGUACAAUAAAAAACAAAAUAUAAUGCUUGUGACUUUUCGCCUUGUUCGAGUAGGACUGGUGAUACUGACUGCCGUCGUUUUAUUUCUGGUGGUAUACUACCUCCAGGAAUCCUUGGAGUACAACUCUGCUACCAGAAUCUCCGACCAAGAAUUCUGGUUUCCAUCGUCAAGCAUAUUGAGAGCAGUAUCGUUCAGCGAGGUCGGAAACACAUCCUACGUCGAACCACCCACCCAAUUUCAAUUAAAACGUUGCCUGUACCUAGUAGUACUGAUAAUACUGACCGCCAUAGUUUCGUUCCUAGUCUUAUAUCCAGAAUCACAUGCCACCGACCACAAAAUCGAUGAUCCAGAUUUCCAGGUACCACUACAGUCGAAUAUCCCAGCGGGCUUGUACAAUGAAGUUGGAAUUGUCUCUAACGGUGGACCGUGCUCACAAAUCGGAGUGGAUGUUAUGUCAAAGGGUGGAAAUGCCGUAGAUGCCGCUAUAGCUACAAUGCUAUGUGACGGUGUUCUAUGUCCAGAAUACUUGGGAAUUGGCGGAGGAUUUUUAAUGAGCAUCUAUAAUGCAACAACCAAAAAAGUAAUCACGAUCAACGCACGUGAAACAGCUCCAGCUGCAGCAAGUACCUCAAUGUUUGUUGAAAACCCCGACAAAUCUAUUUACGGAGGAUUGGCAAUUGCGGUUCCAGGUGCGCUAAAAGGCUACUCGGCUAUAUAUAACUUAUACGGUGGUGGUGUUCCAUGGGAAUCGUUAUUUGAGCCAGCUAUACAAUUAUGUGAAAAAGGCAUGGAUAUCAGUAAACGACUAGAAACAAACAUGAAGAAUAACCAAGACAUGAUUGAAAAUGAUCCAUCGUUAAGAGAAUCAUUUUACGAUGAAGAAUCCAGUCGAGUGAAGACUCGCGGAGAAAUUUACAAGUUACCUAAAUUAGCAGAAACACUGAGAAUAAUAGCGAAAGAAGGUGUGGAUGCCAUUUAUAAUGGUUCGUUAACGUCUAAAGUAUUAGAAGAUUUAAAAAAAGUAAAAAGUUUAAUCACCAAAGAAGAUUUAGCUAAUUAUGAUGUUGAAAUUGAAGAAUCUUUUCCCGUUAAGUUGAAAAGUGGACAUAUAAUACAUACAGGACCACCACCCAGUUCUGGUAUAAUAUUAGCCUACAUACUCCGUGUGUUGGACGGCAUGUUACCAGCCCCCAACGCAGGGUUGGACGCACAUCGAUUGGUGGAGGCUUUCAAAUUUGGUUACGGUGAGAGAACCCAUUUAGGAGAUCAUACAUUUGUAGACGUGUCGCAGAUUUAUGAUAAAGUAAAGUCGGAUUGUUACAUGGAUAGUAUACGUGGUAGAAUAUCCGAUACUUUUACUUCAUCAGAUCCUAAGUACUACGGCGCUGACUUUCAUAUGCCAGAGAAUCACGGGACUGCUAACAUAGUUGUAACGGAUUCAGCGGGAAAUACUGUCGUGUGCACUAGUACAUUAAACACAUUUUUUGGAUGUGGAUUCAUGUCCCCUAGCACUGGUAUCAUUUUUAAUAACCAAAUGAAUGAUUUUUCUUCUCCGGAAGUUAUAAACAACUAUGGAAUUCCAUCUUCACCUGCCAAUUUUAUAGAACCAGGAAAACGGCCAAUGUCUUCAAUGUGCCCAACUAUAAUUACCGACAAAAAUGGUGAUCUUGUUCUUGCAAUAGGAGGAGCAGGUGGAUCAAAAAUCACUCUUACGAUUGCCUAUGUCUUAGCUCUUAAACUAUGGUACGGUAUGUCAUUGAAAGAAGUGAUAGACAAACCUAGAAUUUAUCACCAACUUGUUCCCAUGGAAGUUCUUUAUGAAUACGGAACGCCGAAGGACGUUGUUCAAAAACUUAAAGAUAUUGGUCAUCUAGUUACGAGAUUAAAUAAUGCUGUUUCAGCAGCAACAGCUAUUGGAAAAUCCGCAUCAGGAAUGAUCGUAGCUAUGCCAGAUUUCCGGCGACCAGGAAAUUCAUGCGGAUAUAUACAUAUUGUACAUACUACAUUACUACAUAUAUUUACCAGAAUGUAUUUUAGAAUUAAAUCAAUCAAAUUGUUUCUUAUACAAAGUGUGGUGAUGUUUUGUAUUAUAGCGAUACUUUCAUAUCGUUACUUAACUUUGAUAGAUGUAUCCAUUGAUCCAAUGACUCCGUUGCCACUGUCUGCCAUACCAAUGGGUCAGUAUAAUAAUGCAGCUGUCGUUUCUAACGGUGAACCAUGUGCAAAAAUUGGAACUGACAUAUUGAAAAACGGUGGAAAUUCAGUGGACGCAGCAAUAGCUACAUUGUUGUGUGACAGUGUUGUAUGUCCGGAUUUAACGGGCAUCGGUGGAGGUUUCCUAAUGACUAUAUACAAUAGAACUACAAACACAUCGUUAUUUAUAAAUGCUCGAGAAACUGCUCCAGCUACCGCCAAGUACACUAUGUAUGACAAAGAUCCAUCGAAAUCAUUAACCGGAGCAUUGGCGAUCGCGGUCCCUGGUAUGAUCCGAGGCAUUUGGGUAUCAUACAAUUUGUACGGAGGAGGAGUUAGUUGGGCUUCUCUGAUCAAACCAACAAUACAACUAUGUGAAGAAGGAAUAGUUGUGAGUAAACGUUUAGGAGCCAAUAUUAACGCAGCAAGGGAUCUUAUUUUAAAGACAGGAUUGAAGAAUUAUUUUUUCAACAAUAAAACGGGACAUUUAAUGAAGCCAGGUGAUAUUUAUACAAUGCCAAUACUGGGUCAAACUUUACGAGUUAUAGCAAAUGAAGGUGCAAAUGCUAUAUACGCUGGAUCGCUAACGCAGAAAUUGGCCAAUGAUAUACAGAGUGCAGGGGGAAUUAUAACAAAAAAAGACUUCACCGAUUACUCUGUUCUUGUAGAAGAAAGUUUUGAAAUAAGUCUCAAAAAUGGUUACAAACUCUAUUCGGGUUUACCAUCUGGCUCCGGUAUCAUAUUAGCUUACAUUCUUCGAACGUUAGACGGACAAUUACCUACAUCCAAUGCCGAUUUGGACGCUGUGCGAUUGGUAGAAGCUUUCAAAUUUGCAUAUGGAGAAAGGACUCAUUUGGGCGACCAUAUGUUUGUAGACACAUCUGAAAUUUUAAAAAAAGUCACGUCGGAUAUGUACAUGAAUAGCGUACAAAACAACAUAUCUGAUGAAUACACAUCGACAGAUCCUAAAUUCUACGGAGCCGAUUUCAGUUGGACCGGAGAUCACGGAACAGAAAACGUAGCUGUUUUGGAUUCAUUUGGAAACGCGGUUGCGGUCACUAGUUCAAUAAACACGGCAUUCGGUAGCGGUUUUCUAUCAGAAAGUACUGGAAUUAUUUUUAAUAAUGAAAUGAACGACUUCUCUACUCCAGGCUCUACUAAUUUCUACGGGAUUCCACCGUCACUGUCCAACCUUAUACAACCUUUUAAACGACCAAUGUCUUCUAUGUGUCCUACGGUAAUAACCGAUUCCAAAGGGGAUGUAGUUUUGGUCAUAGGAGGCGCUGGAGGAUCAAAAAUCCCACUCGCUACUGCAUACGUAUCUGCGCUCGUUUUAUGGUAUAAUAAAACACUGAAAGAAGCAAUCGAAGAACCAAGAUUAUACCAUCAGCUGAUCCCAAUGCAGGUCGAUUACGAAUACGGAGUGCUUAAGCCUGUUGUUGAAAAACUUAAAGAUGUUGGCCACAAAGUGAGAAGAAUGAUGAAAAAAGAUAAAUCAGCUGUAACAGGAAUUUUCAAGACACCUGAAGGAAUAAUAACUGCGAUGACUGAUUUCAGACAACAAGGGAAUAUAUCUGGAUAUUGACUAUAUAGAUUAAUUUUAGUUAAUUUCUUGUGUACAUUUUCUGAUUUAGAUACUUUGAUUGUAUUUUAAAAUCUAAAUAUUUCAAUAAUCAAA